GGGCGUCCCGGGCCGGGCCAGGCGCAGGCCGCGUAUUUGAUCCUCUUCCCCUUCCAUUCCUGGCGCCCGCCGGCCCGUGGCGCGAGACCACCUGUGAGGGCUGCUGAGAUUGGCGGAGGCGGUCAUGUGGGCGGUCACGUGCCGCGGCGAGCUCCGUCCAAAAGAAAAUGGGGUUUGGUGUAAAUCUGGGGGUGUAAUGUUAUCAUAUAUCACGCUACCUCGUAAAACCGACACUGAAAGCUGCCGGACAACAAAUCACAGGUCAAAAUUAUGAGUUCUUCGUAUUAUGUGAACGCGCUUUUUAGCAAAUAUACGGCGGGGGCUUCUCUCUUCCAAAAUGCCGAGCCGACUUCUUGCUCCUUUGCACCCAACUCGCAGAGAAGCGGCUACGGGCCGGGCGCCGGCGCCUUCGCCUCUACCGUGCCGGGGUUAUACAAUGUCAACAGCCCCCUCUAUCAGAACCCAUUCGCGUCUGGCUAUGGCCUGGGCGCCGACGCCUACAACCUGCCCUGCGCCUCCUACGACCAAAACAUCCCUGGGCUCUGCAAUGACCUCGCCAAAGGCGCCUGCGACAAGGCUGACGAGGGCGUGCUGCACGGCCCGGCCGAGGCCAGUUUCCGCAUCUACCCCUGGAUGCGCAGUUCAGGACCCGAUAGAAAGCGGGGACGUCAGACCUACACACGCUACCAGACGCUGGAGCUGGAGAAGGAAUUCCACUUCAACCGCUACCUGACGCGGCGGCGCCGCAUCGAGAUCGCUCACGCGCUCUGCCUCACCGAGCGCCAGAUCAAGAUCUGGUUCCAGAAUCGGCGCAUGAAGUGGAAGAAAGAGCAUAAAGACGACAGCCAGGUUCCCACUGCGGCCACUGAAGACUCGGCGGCGGCGCCCUCAGUCUCCGGGGCUGCUGACAAGGCUGAGGAGGAGGAGGAAGAGGAGGAGGAGGAGGAGGAAGAGGAGGAAGAGGAAUAAAAAGGGCCAGGCACGGGGGCCCCUGGCUGCACAGGACAGUCGGAAAAGCGUCUUUAAGAGACUCAUUGAUUUUUGAUUACAAAAAAAUGGGGGAAAUAAAGUGUUAAAAAAAAAAAGAGAGAGAGA
Molecule: messenger RNA, 1095 nt
Organism: Acomys russatus (golden spiny mouse)
Lineage: Eukaryota; Metazoa; Chordata; Mammalia; Rodentia; Muridae
Gene: Hoxa7
Product: homeobox A7
Exons: 2
Coding region: 271-969 (232 amino acids)
Biological process (GO): regulation of transcription by RNA polymerase II; anterior/posterior pattern specification
Cellular component (GO): nucleus
Molecular function (GO): RNA polymerase II cis-regulatory region sequence-specific DNA binding; DNA-binding transcription factor activity, RNA polymerase II-specific
Source: RefSeq, a predicted model, not a curated record